AUGCGGCUGGCGCACUACGUGACCAUGGGCUCAGAGUGCACUGCCUCCCUCGCAAAGUAUCUCGACAACAUGGACAGGUCUGAGAUCGGGUGGGACGUCAGGAUCGCGCUCAGCGCCUACGGAUCCUUCAGCAGCAGAGAUUACCUCAACUCGCAGCGCCUCCGAUGCCGUCAGAUGCACUUCCACCAGAAGAUCUUCGAGACAGCCGACGCCAUCGUCACGCCGAUGACAGGGGUGACGGCGUACGCGCUGCAGGACGACGCGUUGAGCACGGGGGAGCUGGACUACAUCAACGGAGCGGCGCUGGUGAGGUACUGGAUCGCGGGCAACUUCCUGGGGCUUCCGGCGAUCACCGUGCCGGUUGGGUAG
Molecule: messenger RNA, 369 nt
Organism: Miscanthus lutarioriparius
Lineage: Eukaryota; Viridiplantae; Streptophyta; Magnoliopsida; Poales; Poaceae
Source: the annotation of a GenBank genome assembly